AAUCCCGCAACCCCCCAAAAAUCCUACAAAAAAAUAUUUCACCCCUUGAGGCCCUCCCUGGACCUCCCCCACACACAUAAUCAAUCAAUCGUUCAAUUACAAAUUAAAAAAUGGGCGGGGAGGAGGGAAUCUGUGAAGUGUGCGCGUCUCCAGCGAAUCUCCGUUGCACCGGUUGCAAGACCUCGUUCUACUGCACCCCAGAGCAUCAGAAACGCGACUGGAGCCACCACAAGAGCUCCUGCAGGUCCUGGAGCAUCCAGGACUCGCCGACCCUGGGAAGACACCUGGUGUCAACCCGAGACCUCGACAAAGACGACGUGAUAAUCUCUGAGGCGCCAAUUGCCUUCGGGCCAGGGCUCCACUCGGACCAAAGGGUCUGCGUGGGCUGCGGUGACCCUAGGGUGGCUGUCCGGUGCCCGGGCUGCGCCUGGUUUGCCUGCAGGCUCUCCUGCGAGGGCCUCCUGGACGACAACCGCCACGGGGUGGAGUGCAAGCUACUGGCGAAGGCCAGGAUCAUCCCCAGAUGCGAUAUUUUGCUGCCACUGAGGAUGGUGAUCCUCAAGAAGAGGAGUCCGAAGCGUUGGGAGGCCUUGUCAGCCCUCCAGAGUCAUGAAGAGUCCAGGGGACCAGGCACGGAGGCCCAUGAGGAGGCCGAAGCUGUCUUCCAACAGCUGGAGCCGAUCCUCCAGGCGUUCUCCAUGGGGCGGGACGUUAUCUCUAAAGUCUGUGGGCUGAUUGACGUCAAUGGACUCGAGACCAACCCUCCGGAGGGCUCCGUCGGGAUAUACCAGACUGCCUGCCUUCUGGAGCAUCAGUGCCUCGCGAACACGAGACACGGUUUCAUUUUGGACUCCAAGGGACGACCGAAGAUCGUUGUGAAGGCGCUUAAGCCGAUUAAAAAGGGUGAACAUCUUUCGACGACCUAUACCCACGUUUUAUGGGCCACUCGAGCUCGGCGCGAGCACCUCCAAGCGACGAAGUACUUCUCCUGUCGCUGUGGGAGAUGCGAGGAUCCGACGGAGUUGGGGAGUCACUUGGGGACGUUGAAGUGCCCCUGCGGGGCGGGAGUGAUCCUCCCCAAAGACCCACUGGACCCAGAGACCGAGUGGUCCUGCGAUUUGUGUCCAGGUCUUCUGACAUCGCAAGAAGUCUUCGAGCUGACGGAAAGACUUGGUGAAGAGGUCGAAAAUGUAAUGGCCUUGGCAAGGAAAGAAACACUAAGUGAUUUGUACUCCAGACUUCUCGUUCUUCUGCAUCCUGGUCAUCAGCACUGCAUAGCUGUCGGUCACUCGCUCAUUCAGCUCCUCCCCUCUGAAGACCCAAAAAAAAUCGAGAUCUGCAGAAGAAUCUUGGAAACAACCUCAAUAUUAGAUCCGCACGGCGGGAGGUUGGCCCUCUAUACGGCCGUAGCCCUUCGAGAACUCUCAUCCUGUCCCGGAGAAGACGCCACUGCUCACCUGACGCGAGCCAUCGAACUAUUGCGACACGAACCUGCUGGGAGUCCUGGAGACAACCUCAAAAAACUUAUAGAGUCAGAACUCUAAACAUGACACGGCAAAAUAUUAAAAUAUCAUGGGGUCGAAAAUGACCCAAUCUAAAUAAAGGCGAUACAUUAUGCGGCAUAAACUCCUGACAUACACAAAAAAAAAAUUGGGAAAUUUUUCAUUUUUUGAAACCGAUAUAAUCUAGUGGCAGGCUUUGAACUCUCAACCUUCAGAUUACGGGACUGAUGCUCUUACCAAUUGCGCUACCAGGAGUUCCUCGAAUUUGAAACAAAAAUCGAAAAAUAAAACUUAAAAAAAAAACAGAAAAUCUAUUUUGUCCCAUUAGUUUGGAAAAGAAGACGGAGAACAAAACAUUUCCAAAGUAAUGGGGCAAAAUGUGAAGGUUAUGAGGUAAAAAAUUACCUUAUCCCCUGUUACGUCGCAUAAACUCCAGAGACGUAAAAAAAUGAAAUUUUUCAUUUAUUGAAACCGAUAUAAUUCAGUGGCAGGCUUUGAACCCUCAACCUUCAGAUUAAGGGACUGAUGCUCUUACCAAUUGCGCCACCAGGAGUGCUUAAAAUUAGCAAAAAGGUUGUUCUUCGAAAUCUCUGGAAAAAAGACCAAAACAACAAGAAUCCUUUUUUUUUAAUUUGAAAAAGUUUUGUUUUUUCAUUAUAUCUUCCAAGUGAAUAGGGCAGAAUUCUCCAUUUGCUAAAUGGCACACAAAAAAUCAUCGCAAGAAUUAUUAGAAAAACUUUCAAUGAAAUAUCGAUAAUAAUCCAUAAUUUAUUGUUGAUUACAUUUUUAGAUUUUCCAAUAAAAAAUCGAACUGCAAAAUAA
Diachasma alloeum is the source of this 2324-nucleotide messenger RNA. RefSeq names its product SET domain-containing protein SmydA-8 (gene SmydA-5). The coding region runs from base 111 to 1544 and encodes 477 amino acids. Lineage: Eukaryota; Metazoa; Arthropoda; Insecta; Hymenoptera; Braconidae. The transcript is spliced from 5 exons. The record is from RefSeq and is a predicted model, not a curated record. Gene Ontology annotation, molecular function: protein binding.